UUUUUUUAUGUGCACUUCAACUUGUUGAAUACCAGCACCCUGCCCCUCGACGAGGAGUGCUCACUGUUCAAGGUUCAGGAAGAUAACGAGAGGAGAGCGUUACCAUGGGUGAGACGACACAUCACCCUCUGCUGCUUCUGCUGUGCCUGUCAGGGCUGGUUCACCUUUCAGCUGCCUUCGUGUUCUGGACAGCCGACGUGAAAAUACUCUAUGCCGUAAAGGACAACGAGACCGUGGUCAAAUCGUGCGAGUGUGGCGUGUUCGGUCGGAACUCUCCCCUGGAUAAGGUCUCAGGUGUUGUUAGGCUUCCCACCAGGGACCCCGAGGGAUGUGGGCCGGAUCCUGGCUACAAGCGUAAUGACAGCUUCACAGACUGGAUAGCCCUGGUCAAACGGGGCAACUGUACCUUCAGCGAGAAGAUCAACGCUGCCAGGCGUCUCGGAGCAGCUGGCGUGGUGGUGUACAACGUGGACGGCAGCGGCGACAGCACCACUCACAUGUCCCACCCGGGCACAGGUGAGACCGUGGCUAUCAUGAUUGGCAAUUCUCAGGGCCUGGAGGUGUUCAGGUUGGUGGAGAAUGGGACAGAUGUGGAAAUGUUCAUUUCAGUGGGCAGCCCCCACGGACCCUGGAUGGACACCUACUGGCUUUACUUCCUGUCCAUCGCCUUCUUCAUCGUGACAGCAGCCUCGAUCGCCUACUUCGGGUUCAUCUCCGCAAAUCGUCUGUACAGCAUGAGGCAGCAGAAGAGCUCCGACAGGAGGCUGAAGUCCGAGGCCAAGAAGGCCAUCAGCCGCCUCCAGCUGCGCACGCUCAAGAGGGACGACGAGGAAACCGCGUCCGAUUCCCACAUGUGUGCCGUGUGCAUCGAGUCCUACCGGGUCGGCGACGUGGUGACGGUGCUCACCUGCGACCACAUCUUCCACAAGGCCUGCAUCGAGCCCUGGCUGCUGGAGAGGAGGACCUGUCCCAUGUGCAAGUGUGACAUCCUGAAGGCCCUGGGGAUCGAGGAUGAGAGCAAGGGGAGCAUUUCCGAUCACUCGCCAGAAGAGGUCACUGUGAUCACGGUGGCAGGAGGAGAAGCGCUCUACGACGUCCCGCUGACCGGCCCGGCGUCCACCGACCCAGAGGGACAUCAGCACCGCUACGACAACAGGGCCUAUGAGGAGGACACAGAGGCUGCGAGAGACUGAACAACAACACAACACAGAACGGCCACCUUGGAAACGCUGAGCCAGCAGAAUUAUACAACUUUAAUCUUCCAACAGGAGACACUCUGUUCAUCUUGCAGCCUCAUGCAGGCGUGCUAAGAACAAGAUUGAAAAAAAACAACAACAUCCAAGGAUUUUAAAUGUUAACGCACGUUGUCUAAUUAGCUUUGCAUGCAACCGCAAUUUCUUUGCAUCCAUCUCGGCACAAGUGUGUAAUUAUUGGUAAUGGUUGGGUUUGUUGAUAGAAUUGAUUCUGGAAACUGAUUAGUCGUGGAGUGAUACCGGUGUCAAAUGACUGUUUUGCAUUGUAAACACACUGGGUAGGGAGGAGGUGCAGCAAAGCAUUUGAAUACGUGUUUGAAAUCGAGGCCAAAUUCCCCCCCACCCCCCCACCCCCUCCCCUCUUUCAGCUUCUCUGUCCCUCAGAACUAUCCGAUGUCUUUUCAAUUCACAGAAGACUUUGUUUCUCUCAGUUGAUUUCAAACUGUUUCAUUUCCUCCCGAUCUUUUCUAAAUGGAUGUUUUGUGUGUUUCCAUUUGUUCCCCCCCCGUCAUGUUACCAAACAUGAUUCACAAAACACACCCUGUGGAACACACCUUGGACUGGAACUGCAGCAUGACACACAUUGCACUGUGAUGAGCUGGAGACAUCCGCCUGAGAGCCUGGCGUUCUUCCAGAACACAAAGUCCAGAGAAGCAUGUUUACCACACAAAGAGUUGUUCUGGUUCUUCCUGAUUGUCGGUUAACAGCCUCUUCUGAGAAACAGAAAUAUGGCGGUGCAAUAAAUGUCGAUGAUUUGACUCAGAAUGCGUGGAAGGGACGCGUUGUGGUUUUUUUAAAUAAUAUUCGGUGGAGCAGUUGGCACUUUUUGGACCCCGGCUGUAUAUUGAGAUAUAAUAACACCCGGAUAUUGAUCAGUCACGAAGUUCAACCUGUAAAAUUAAAGGGAAAUGUAAAAAUAUCUGUUUUCAGUUUUCAUGUCUAAACAGCAGAUUUUCUUUUGAAAGGACCAAUUGUUGUCUUUGACCAGGUUUUCCAGGGUUGUACCUUUUUGGUUAUAUGCAAAUGUUUAUUCAAUCCCUGUGGUCUACCUCUGAGCUCACAUAUAUAUUUUACAAACAAACACUUAGAGAUUCUUUAAUUCCAAGACUGAGUGUGUAACUCGGUUAAUUUCUUUGUUUGCUGGUGGGGAUAACGUGAUUAUGGGACUUAACGUGUGACUUAAUAUAUUUUUCUAUAUUGAAUCGUUUUCACGGCCGUUUUACAGAUUCCAGGAGUCUUAAAUUGUUCUGUUUAAAAAUCGACAUGACCUGUUGUAUUAAAUCACAUUGAUGCUUAUUAGAAUGCAAUAAAUCCCUCAAAGUGAGGCCACCUUUAUGAGCA
Platichthys flesus (European flounder) is the source of this 2594-nucleotide messenger RNA. It is a transcript of the gene rnf128a, whose product is annotated as ring finger protein 128a. The transcript is spliced from 2 exons. The record is from RefSeq and is a predicted model, not a curated record. Bases 105 to 1193 code for a protein of 362 amino acids. Lineage: Eukaryota; Metazoa; Chordata; Actinopteri; Pleuronectiformes; Pleuronectidae.